ACAUUGUCCUGUCUUGCAAGCAAAUUAAGAUCAUAUAGAGAUUUUCUAACAAACGUCAAGGCAAAAUCAUCAUUAGAGCAAUCUUCAAAUCGUCAUGAUAACAGUAGCCAUCGCCGCUGAGUUGCUUGAAGAAUACACGGCGGCGCUUACACGCAUCACCGCCACACUCCUCCCUCCACCACCAACAAGUCGCCGUCGAAGUGUCCGAGCUCCUACUAGCGGCCGAGCUGACUCUUCUCUUCCUCGCAACGAUAACUCAUCAUCUCGCGCUCCAAAUUACGCCGCUUUUCUCUUAAAUUUCUGAGUAUUUUUUGAAUAGACGAAGUGAUUUUCG
Messenger RNA from Arabidopsis arenosa, 334 nucleotides. The record is from the annotation of a GenBank genome assembly. Lineage: Eukaryota; Viridiplantae; Streptophyta; Magnoliopsida; Brassicales; Brassicaceae.